AUUCGCCAAUUCAAUUCAGUCCAAAAAUAUUGGAUUUAUCCUGUAUAAAUUUUCAAUUCGGUUUAUUUAUAUAAUAUUUAUAUAAUUAAUAGCAUUCACUUUUACAGCAGGCCUUCAUACUGAACAUGUAUGUAGCGACAGAGAGGAGGAAAAACCCUGCUCCAACAUGUUUACGACAUGAAAAUGUCGUAAACAUUUUCUAGAAGGGAAGCUGGUCAAACGAAAACAAGACGCAUCAGAGUUGCUUUGUUUUGAGAUUUCAGAUAAGACUACAGUUGUACGUCUGCCAGAAGAACAUGGGGGCGGCGUUUGAUGAAGCGGCACCCUGCAAAGCCAUCUAGAAGCUUGCCAAGAUGAGUAUCUGCUGGGCAAACGUCUUCCUCUGAAGCAAAUCAAACAAGAAUUCUGGGCACCAGUCGAGUUUUUCUGGAGAAGUCGCUUGAGUUUCCCCUGGAAGGCGAACGUCCAGUUUUGCUGACUUUCCAGCGCGAGUUAAUCAGAACGUGUGACAGAUGCCAGCCUGUCAGUACAACAAACGGCUCUGGUUUUUCCUGUUGAAUGGGAUCCUAAACAGAUCUGGAAUUCAGUGUGUUUUGGAUAUAUUCACAUUAAACACUUCUGUAUAUGUAUGAUGAUGAUGAUGAAGGGAAACAAAUAAAUGGUGUGGUUUUAGAAGACCUAUCCAGAAUAAAUGUCAGAUUCUUUCAAACUCUCCCAAGGUCUUAAAAACCCCACAAGUAUUUUACUCUGUUUGUUGUCUGACGGUGUCCCGCUGACCCCGUGUGCGCUUCUAGAAGGUCAUUUUUGUUGUGCGGUUUCGAGAACUGACGGUCUGACUGGACAUCCUCCAGCUUCCCUGCUGUCCGACCGUGACAUCUGCCGCUCUUCCACCGAGCGCCGCGCCAAGAGCACCGAAUUGAUUUGUUGUUGAGAUUUCUUAUGUUGUUGUUAUUUAUUAGUCACCAACACCUGUUCAGCUGGUGGGCGCAAUAAGAGACACCUCUGACUUAAAAAAACGAGUAAACUAAAAACUGGGAUUUCUCGUUGGGGGAUCUUCGUGCCUGAGGGCAUUUACAAUUGUAAACGCCUGCAUGUUGUUGGUAAAUAAGAAAGAUGAGUCAAAGAUGGAGUGAAAAUUAAAUGUGUGUGUUUUUGAUUCUUUAGAAGAGCAAUAUAGUAGUAGGAGGCGGGGAAGGAAGGGUUCUGUCAGCGAGACAGUCUGCCACCUGUCAUUACUGACUACUUUACAAGCUUCUCUUCAUGCUCUCUGAUGUUUGUCUCAACAUGGAGCUGCCCGCUUUCCCACUAAAACAACAGAAAUACCAGCGAACCUGUCUGCUUCAGAAAAACAUAGAGUCAGCAGAUUGUUGCUUAAAACCAGUCCUUUACCCAAUCAAGGAGGAGAACAUUUUACAAACCGGUUUCCAAAAAGUGGAAAGUAGGUUUUGUGAAACACCUUACAACACGAAGCUGGUUACCCAAUGAAAUCCUGAAACACACACCCUGCUCUUCUCUGCAGUACGAAACAAGAAUCUCAACCAAAUAAAUGAUAAACUAUCAAUAAGUGUAUCCUGAUUUUGCAUCCGGUGAAUCAUCAGAAAGCGGAGACGGGCUCAGGGAGGCUUUUUAUUUCUACAAAGUACGGGUUGGGGGUUUUUCUCAAUAGAAAAUGUGACAUAUUCUACACCAAAACAACAUGGAGAAACAUGUUGGUUAAUGAUGUAGGCCUGAUUAGAAAUACUUAUUUAUUCUUAACUUAAAACAGAUUAUCUCAGAGGAACAUGUUGUAGUAGUGAAAAAGGGUUGACGCAGUCGUGUUCAGGAACACACGUAAAAAAGGGAAACGGGACAUUAGGUCAACCCACAGUAGAAAAAACCAGCAUCAUUAGAGAAAUGACCACACUGGUGUAGAGUCAUUUGGAUGCUGGGGUUUCCUAUCAAGACAGAGGUGAGUUUCUGAUACAGUAAAUAUUCUAAAAAGUUAACAGAUCUGGCUAAAUUAGUGACAUUUGAUAUAGUUUGAAAUCAAACAAUUGUCAUAGAAAUAAUAUUUUUAAAAAAAGGUUUAAGGAGGAAGCUGAAAUUAAGCUGUUUCACUUGAUGAGUUUAAUGUUUUUUUUGCCUGAAUUUGGCAAAUUCAGGCAAAUACUUUUGAUCAUAACAAAGAAGCUGAAUGUUAUUUUCGCAUUAAAUGCAGGUUAGAGGCAGUGCACCUGCAAAGAUCUUCCUGUAUGAAACGUCUAUGAGAAUUGAAGAUGGAAUUUAUUUUCUGGGAGAAUUACAAUUAGAAAUAAGUGUAGAUAAGUGACAUCCACCUGAACUUCAAUAAUAUUCUGGUGACUUUUAUAUCGCACAGUUGCUGUAGGAAUGUUUCAUUUGUGUGCGUGUUUCAAGCAGGAGCAUUAUUGGUGGUGCACAGCCUCCAACCUCCUUGUUCUUGUUGUUCAGUAUUUGCUGAUUUUUGAACAUAACUCCAAAUUAUUUACAAAAACUUGCAUAUAAUCAGACUCUUUCAAACAUCAUGAAUAAAAUGUAUAUAAAAAAAAAGAAGAUUCAGUUUGGGAAACUGAAAUAUAAAGACACAAUUCUACCCGAUACACUAUUGACUGGUGUUUGCAAAACAGCCAAUCCAUGUGUGUCAUACAUUUUCCUUGUUGCUGAUUGGUUUAACCCACAAGAAAGUAAAUAAAGAAGAGUAGAUGUUAGCUGCAGCGUGAAGACAGCUUCCACUCUGUGUAUUAGUGCAUAUUAAGGUAUAUAUGAAUUAUUAAAAUGGAUGGUUAUAAUGGUUUUAGAGGGGGUCUCAAGUAUUUAUCAAUUCCAGCAAUGCAUGGGUGGCUGUGGUUUCUGAUCCCCACCAACACCGGGGAUCUAUUGCAUUUGAUUCUGAUGAAAUUAUUUCCACCAAGAGGAUAUUAUGUCAUUUUAAUAAAUUUAAAGAACCUGUUUUCAAAAUCCCAUGCCGUCCUUUUAACAUUUCCUUUAAAAUGUUGAAGCUCUGAAACCAAGUUGAAGAACUUCCUCAAAUCGUUUUCUUCAGUUUCAAUGAAAGAUUUCACUCUGUUUCUUUCCCAUAGCCAUGUCCCUCACCUACAUCUUCACCGACAACUACUUUGACCAAAAUGAAACUGAGCCGUUCGACGUGAAUCUAAACACAAUAUCAUGUAAUCCAAAGCCUCUGGAUCCUACGGCAGGGGCGAUCUCGUCUCUGAUCCUCGUGGCCAACUUUUUACUGGCGAUCCCGGGUAACUUGCUGGUAGGAUUGGUGAUCAGCUCCAGCAGACAGGUUUUGACUUCAUCAGAUGUCUACUUGUUCCACCUGACCGUAGCAGACGGACUCAUGGCCCUGACGCUCCCAUUUUUUGCAGUGGCGCUGGUUUGGGGGUGGCUCUUUGGCGACUUCAUGUGCAAGUUCCUCAACCUGGUCAUGGAAGCAAACUUCUACACCAGCAUAAUCUUCCUGGCUUGCAUCAGCGUCGAUCGGUACCAUGUGAUUGUUCACGCCAGUGAAACCCACGGGACUAAACACAGGAAGUGCAGCAGGAUCCUGUGUGUGGCCGUCUGGGCCCUCGGUUGGGGCCUCGCUUUGCCUGCCCUUUUCAACGACGCCUUCAAGCUUGACGAGGACUCCGAGAUGUUCAUUUGCGCGGAACGCUUCGACAUUGGCAGCGGCACCAGUUGGAGGAUCGCCACUCGUGGGUUUCGCCACAUUUUCGGCUUCCUGAUCCCGCUGACCGUCAUGAUGGCCUGCUACGGCGUCACCGUCGCCAGGCUGUUGAACACUCGCGGUUUCAAGAAGCACCGGGCCAUGCGAGUGAUCAUAGCCGUGGUGAUCGCGUUCCUGCUGUGCUGGACGCCGUACCAUAUAACCAUGAUGAUCGACAUGCUGGUCAGAACCAACCUGAUCCGGUUCGACUGCAGCUUCAGGAGGUCGGUGACCUUAGCCCUGGACAUAACCAACACCCUGGCUCUUCUGCACAGCUCCAUAAAUCCGUUCCUGUACGCCUUCGUGGGAGAGAAGUUCAGGAAGAAAAUGAUGUACCUCGUGCAGAAGAAAUUCAGGCAGGAGAGGAUGUCAGGGUCAAAGGUCAGCCGGUCAACCUCUCAGACCUCGGAGGGAACUGGAACAUUUCUCUGAGGUCUUAAACUUAAAUUUGUAUUGCAUGGCUACAUGGAGACGUGGCUUAACGUUGUCUUUGUGUCUGAUUUGAGAUGAUAAAAACUGGCAACAGUGUCCAAAUCUGUCACAAAAAUAAGAUAAGAUAAAUUAGAUCCACUUUAGGACGUAUCAUUGUCUUGUUUUAUUUAUUUGGAAAUAAAAGACAAUAGAUAUUUCAAUUAUUUUCAAAGGUCGGACUUCGUGUACUCCUCUUGGAUAUUAUGACACAUUGUUGCUGUCAUGUUACCGUUGGUUACCUCAUUUCAUUGACACAAUGUUAACACAUUAUAGGAGACAUUUAAGAAAAUAAAGUACGGUUAAAUCCCUUAAAAGUAUAAUUUUACCAUAUUUACUAUUUUACAGUGUAAAGUUUCAACUUUUAUCUUUCUUCUUUGUGAAUAAAGACGAUGCUG
Gambusia affinis (western mosquitofish) is the source of this 4572-nucleotide messenger RNA. Its product is annotated as C-X-C chemokine receptor type 1-like. Gene Ontology annotation, biological process: neutrophil chemotaxis; immune response; G protein-coupled receptor signaling pathway. The transcript is spliced from 3 exons. The record is from RefSeq and is a predicted model, not a curated record. Bases 3080 to 4138 code for a protein of 352 amino acids. Gene Ontology annotation, molecular function: C-X-C chemokine receptor activity. Gene Ontology annotation, cellular component: membrane. Lineage: Eukaryota; Metazoa; Chordata; Actinopteri; Cyprinodontiformes; Poeciliidae.